AUUUGUUGAUUUAUUCCUGCUUAUAGGAGCGUCGCCGCGGAGAGUGACGAGCCAAUUGGGCGCACGUCGGCGAGGCUGACGCAGUGUUAAGUGGCGUCCCUGAAUAUUUGAAAAAAUAAAAUAAAAAUAAUUAAAGCAGUCUUCCUGCCCCGGGGGGAAGAAAUGGCGUACCACGGGCCAUCCUACGGACUCAGCCGUGAGUGCCAGAUGAAGGCGCAGGCCAAGUUCCAGCUGGACAGGGCCAUCGAGGCCCUGGACUGGGUCGAGGCCGUGCUAGGGCGCCAGCUGGCGGCGGAAAAUGGCGGCGAGCCAGUGAGACCCAUCCGAGACCAACUCGACUUCGCCGCCCCGCUCAAAGAUGGCACUGCUUUGUGCGACCUGAUCAACAAAUUGCAUCCGGGUGCCGUGAAGAAGGUGAACCGGAACAAGACGCCUUUCAUGAUGCGCGAAAACCUGGAGAUGUUUUUGAAGGGCUGCGUGGCCUAUGGACUGAAGAACCAGGACCUGUUCCAGGUCAACGAUCUCUAUGAGCACAGAAACUUGUACAUGGUUGUGGACUGCAUUUUUGCCCUGGGAGGUUUGGCGCAAAAAUUUGGCUUUGAUGGCCCCGUGAUUGGGGUGAAGGUGUCGGAUGAGAACCGUCGGAAUUUCACGCGUGAACAACUCGCCGCCAGCAGCAAAAUCAUCGGGCUCCAAUAUGGCAGCAAUUCUGGCGCCAGUCAGCGCGGAAUGACCGCCUACGGCACCACUCGCCAAAUCCUGCCCGAUGGCAAGUCAUCAACAUAA
Molecule: messenger RNA, 786 nt
Organism: Notodromas monacha
Lineage: Eukaryota; Metazoa; Arthropoda; Ostracoda; Podocopida; Cyprididae
Source: the annotation of a GenBank genome assembly